AUGCAUAAAUUAUGUAAGUCUCGGAAACUUACUUAGGUCAAAAAGUGUCUACUUCUGUUCUUUAUAAUUUACCUCCGUCCAAAAAUAGUUGGUGCCAUAGUUGAGAUUGCUUCGUUGUCUUAAAGAACAACGCAUAUUUUCAUAUUUAUAUGCAUUUACAUGUACACGACUGAGAAGUCUACAUUUGUCAAAAAAAAACGUAUACGAGUACUCCUUGCUUUAUUUUGGGCCGUUUAAAUCCAUUUCCAGUCUAAUGUUUAUCUAUGUUAAUUUAAGACGCCACAAUUAAGUAUUCUUUCUAGUACCGAUCAAGAAAAUAUAGACUUAAUGUUGGUCUUGGAAAAAUGCAUAUGCGUACCUACUAUAAUGGUGAUGGUGCCUUAAGAAACUUAGACUGGCUUCCUUCCAAAGAGAUUUUAAUAUGUGACGAAAAAACUGUUUAUAAUAAACAACAUGAUCAGAAUGAUGUUGAUGUAGCAAGUGUAAGAUUAGAGAAAAUAAUUUAUAUAAAACCAACAAGCAUAAUUAAGAGAGUAAAAGAUGAGAAAUUGGAAAUUGAUGAGAAUAUAUCAACUGCAGAAGAAAAUCACUCAGAUUUGAUUCCAUCACUAUAUGAAGGAGGACUGAAAGUGUGGGAAUGUACCUACGACAUUGCCAACUAUCUGGAGCGCUCUCAGGUCUCGUGUGCAUCAGUGUUGGAUCUGGGCUGUGGCGUUGGUCUCUUGGGUAUACUGGCAUUGAAACUCGGUGCUGAUCAAGUUUACUUUCAAGAUUAUAAUGCUGAUGUCUUGAAGUAUGCGACUAUACCGAACUUGCAGCUCAACGCUGAACCAAACCAGCUGACGAGAUGUAGGUUUUUCUCUGGCGACUGGGAAUCGUUUGCCAAACUGGCCGAUUUCACCUGUGACCUAAUUGUCUCGUCAGAGACGAUCUACAACCCAGACAAUUACCUCAAGUUGCAUGACACAAUCCAGAGGUUACUCAAGCCAUCAGGAACUGCUCUGGUGGGAGCCAAAUCGUAUUACUUCGGCGUUGGUGGCAGUACCAGGCAGUUCGAGAAGUUGGUCAAGGAGAGAGACGUCUUUGACGUGGAAGUUGUCUGGAGAUGUUCACAAGGAGUCCAGCGGGAAAUACUAAAGCUGACAGUAAAGGACAAAUCAACAUGACAUUUCUCCCAUUCUACACUAGACUUGUGAACCAGGGAUUUUUUAUUAAAUAAAUGUUGCAGAUACAAUA
Homalodisca vitripennis (glassy-winged sharpshooter) is the source of this 1236-nucleotide messenger RNA. RefSeq names its product histidine protein methyltransferase 1 homolog. Bases 345 to 1166 code for a protein of 273 amino acids. The record is from RefSeq and is a predicted model, not a curated record. NCBI's taxonomy places the organism in Eukaryota, Metazoa, Arthropoda, Insecta, Hemiptera, Cicadellidae. Gene Ontology annotation, molecular function: protein-L-histidine N-tele-methyltransferase activity. Gene Ontology annotation, biological process: peptidyl-histidine methylation, to form tele-methylhistidine. The transcript is spliced from 6 exons.